Molecule: messenger RNA, 1137 nt
Organism: Haplochromis burtoni (Burton's mouthbrooder)
Lineage: Eukaryota; Metazoa; Chordata; Actinopteri; Cichliformes; Cichlidae
Product: proprotein convertase subtilisin/kexin type 5-like
Exons: 7
Coding region: 259-1137 (292 amino acids)
Source: RefSeq, a predicted model, not a curated record
GUUGCUCAUCUGUGUCCUGCUGGUCAUUACUGUGAUGGUCUGCCUGGUGGCGACUUUGUUGGAGGGACUGGUGCCAGGCCAUGCCCUCUCUACACUUAUCGAGCUUCUCCUGGAGCACACAGCAAGGGUGACUGCCUGCCAUGCCCACCUGGUUCACACUGUAACAGCACAGGGCUGACAGACUACUCCAAAUAUCCCUGCCCACCUGGCUUCUGGUGUAGUGGGACUGGGCCUCCCAUCCUCUGCCCCGCAGGCACCAUGAGGCAGCUUCCGGGAGCUGCUGCACCCAGCCAGUGUGAACUCUGUGCAGGGGGAACCUUCUGCCCACACCCCCAAGAUACAGGAAAACCCAACGUUGAAGGGAUACCCUGUCGGGCUUCCUAUCAGUGUCCUGUUGGUGCGGUUUCAGAGAGGCCAUGCAGAGCUGGAUCGUACUGUGGACCCCAAACUGCUGAGCCUGAAGCCUGUCCAGAAGGUUAUUUUUGCCCUGAAGGAUCUCAUUCCUACAACAGCCCCAAACAACUCUGUCCAUUUCCAUACUAUUGCCCAGCCAACAGCUCUUCCAUGAAGUCCUGCGAAGGCGGCUCUAUGCCUGCCAACACUAGUGGGCUCAGAGGGUCCAAAAACAGCUGCUGUAUUGUGUGUGAGGGGGGCACCUAUCGUCCAUCUCUAGCCUCCAUUCUGCAAUGCCUUCCUUGUCCACCAGGAUACUUCUGCCCCCCAGGUGCAGACAACUACAAGAAAAACCCUUGCCCUCUUGGCUAUGUUUGCCCUUUGGGAUCCACUCAGCCGAUAUCCUGCCCACCUGGCUCAUUCGGGAACCUCACUCGUGCUGAGAAAAUGGAUGACUGUCGCCUGUGUCUGGAAAACACCUUCAACCACCUGCCUGCCCAGAAGGCCUGCUUCCCCUGUGGUAGCUCCUCCACCUCACAAGCUGGUUCUUUUUCCUGUACCUGCAUUGGCAAGAACCGUGCUUUUCAGUAUUCAGAUGGUUCAUGUUUGUGCAGAACUGGCUUUAUCUUCUAUAACGAGCUGGAUUUUAAAAUAUCUACUGCCGAUAGUGAAUUGGACUGUCAGCCUGAGACUCACCUGCAAAACAGCAUUCAUGUGUCUAACGUUGAAAAGAGCUUUUCAUGA